Messenger RNA from Menidia menidia (Atlantic silverside), 1456 nucleotides. The record is from the annotation of a GenBank genome assembly. NCBI's taxonomy places the organism in Eukaryota, Metazoa, Chordata, Actinopteri, Atheriniformes, Atherinopsidae.
AUGAUUAUGUCGCUUCCCGAGGACGACCUUACGUGUCCAAUUUGUCGAGACAUCUUCAAAGACCCAGUUCUGCUGUCCUGCAGCCACAGCUUCUGCAGGAGCUGCCUGAAGCAGUGCUGGGACUCAGGGAUACGAGAAUGUGCAAUCUGCCGGAAGAGAGGAACCAAGUCUAAUCCUCCGUCGAAUUUGGCCCUGAAGAAUGUCUGUGAGGCUCUUCAGCAGGUCAAAAGACAGAACUCACAGCAGCUGGAGGACAAGAUGAGCUGCAGCCUGCAUGGGAAAACAUUCAAACACUUCUGUUUAAUUGACAAGCAGCCGAUCUGUGUGGACUGUCAGGUUUCCAGACUGCAUAAGAACCAUGAGUGUUUACCCAUGGAAGAGGCCAUGCUAGACUGCAAGGAUGAGCUUGCUUUAUGUAUCAAGAACUUACAGGACAAACUAGAACAUCUCAAAAGGAUUCAAAGAACUUCUGUUGGCAUGUUUGAGUACAUUAAGAAUCAGACGUUGGAGACAGAGCAAAUGAUCAAAACCCAGUUUGAGCAGCUACAUCAAGUCCUCUAUCAAGAAGAGACAGCCAGAGUUGCAGCUGUGAAAAAAGAGGAAGAGGAGAAGAUGAUUGCCAUGAAAAACAAGAUUAAAGAGCUUUCGGAAGAGGUGCUGUCCAUCACCGAGACCAUCUCUGUCAUUCAGGAGCAGCUAAAAGAAGACGGCAUUGUUUUACUGAAGAAUUUCAAAACCAUUCAAGACAGAGGAAAGAAAACAGUGCUCGGCGAUGACAGCAUGUUUGGAUUACUACUUGACAAGAGCAAACACCUCUCCAACCUCAAAUACAGAGUCUGGGAGAAAAUGCUGGACCAUGUUGCUUACACCCCUGUAACUCUAGAUCCCAACACAGCACACCCAAACCUCUUCCUAUCUCACGACCUCACUUCCCUCCACUACUCAAAGCAGCCCACAUGUUGCCCUGACAACCCCGAGCGCUUCCACUUCAGCGCUGAAGUGGUGGCUAUGACCACGCUGGGAUCAGGAUGUCAUCACUGGGUUGUGGAAACAGGAAGUAAUCAGGACUGGCUGUUGGGUGUGGCCUCUUUGUCUGUACAGAGAAGCGCUGAGGUCUCCGCUCGGCCUGAAAAUGGUUUUUGGACUUUAUGUUUUCGGGACGGAGGCUUCAGAGCAAUGACCUCACCUCCCACUCCGCUGACUGUGUCAAAAAUACCAAAACAGGUCAAAGUGCGACUGGAUUACAGCAAGGGAAUGGUGUCUUUUCAUGACACUGCUGACAACACACUCAUUUAUACAUUUACACACACAUUCACAGAACCUUUAUUCCCAUAUUUUUAUACACAAAGCUCCCAUCCAUUAAGAAUAAUGCCAGAGGAGGUCAUUGUCACAAAACUGCAGCAGUGAAUGUGUUAAAUGCUGAUUUCCCAUUUGUUAUACUUCCCCCAACCACCCA